AUGGAUCGAGGCUGCUACAACUGCGGUGACCCUUCUCACCAGGCUCGUGAUUGUCCGAAGAAAGGAACUCCAACCUGCUACAAUUGUGGAGCCGAAGGUCACGCGGCAAUGAAGGACAUCUUGCUCGUGACUGCCUGCAGUCCGUUGCCAUUGGUGGUCCAGGAGGUGGCUGGGGUACAGGCGGAAAUACAUACGGUGGCGGCUCGUCUCGAGAAUGUUAUCGUUGCGGUGGACAAGGUCACAUUGCACGUGACUGUACUUCUGGUGGUCAAGGCGGCUUCGGGGGUGGUUUCAACCGUGGUGGUGGCGGUCAAACCUGCUAUUCCUGCGGUGGCAUUGGUCAUAUGUCACGGGACUGCACACAGGGCCGAUCUCAAAAAUGCUACAAUUGUGGCGAACAAGGUCACUUGUCUCGAGAUUGUCCUUCCGAACCAAGCUCCGAGCGCAUCUGCUACAAAUGUGAGAUCAAACUCCUCCCAUUCCCUAUUGGCGAAAGAGACUCUGACCACAGCUGCAGGCAAGCAACCAGGACAUUUGCAGUCUGCUUGCCCCAAUUAG
This is a messenger RNA of Rhinocladiella mackenziei CBS 650.93, 558 nucleotides long. RefSeq lists its product as uncharacterized. The coding region runs from base 1 to 558 and encodes 185 amino acids. The transcript is spliced from 9 exons. NCBI's taxonomy places the organism in Eukaryota, Fungi, Ascomycota, Eurotiomycetes, Chaetothyriales, Herpotrichiellaceae. Gene Ontology annotation, molecular function: nucleic acid binding; zinc ion binding. The record is from RefSeq and is a predicted model, not a curated record.